AGCUUCCUGUUGGCGCAAACACAACCCGCGCUAGGAUGUCUGUGCUUUCUGCUUCUGUUCCUUCUCCGGCAGUAUCCGGCCGGCGAUGCCGACGCCUUCCCUCAGUUGGACCUCCGCGCAGCGAAUGGACGUCGUCCGACCGCCAGAUUCUCUUCAAUCGCAUUGCCCCCGUAUACGACCACUUGAACGAUUUGCUGACGGUAGGGCAGCACCGCGUCUGGAAAAGGAUGUCCGUGUCCUGGAGCGGGGCGAAGAAGGGGGAUUCGGUGCUUGAUUUGUGCUGCGGGAGUGGAGAUCUCGCGUUCCUCUUAUCCGACAAGGUUGGGCCGCACGGAAAGGUGACUGCUGUUGAUUUUUCAAAGGACCAAUUGUCGAUUGCGUCAACCAAACAACAAUUAUUUUGGAAGGCAUGCUACCAAAAUAUUGAGUGGAUUGAAGGUGAUGCGCUGGAUCUCCCAUUUGAAGAUGCAACUUUCGAUGCUGUUACAAUGGGCUUUGGACUUCGUAAUCUGGUUGACAGAUAUAGAGCAUUCAAUGAAAUUUACAGGGUGUUGAAAGAAGGUUCCAGGGUAUCCAUUUUAGAUUUUAACAAGAGCACUGAUUCAUCCGUUGAUUUUCUUCAGGGGUGGAUCAUAGACAACGUUGUUGUGCCUGCCGGAAAUGCCUAUGGACUUAGCAAGGAAUAUGCGUACUUGAGAAGCUCCAUUGCAGAGUUCUUAACAGGAAAAGAACAAGAGAAAAUGGCAGAGGAAGUUGGAUUUUCAAAUGUCAGGCAUUACGAAAUUGCUGGAGGUCUCAUGGGAAAUUUGGUGGCCUCUCGCUAACUGUAAAGCACAAAGAACAGAACUGAUGAUUUUUUCCAUUGAUCAGUACAAAGUUUUGUUUCUCUUUUGAAGAAAAGAAGAACUGCUACCCAGAGAGUAAAUGGGCAGUCUAUGAGUUUAGUGUUAUAUUGGCUUCUUUGGCUGUACCAAUGUUGCCCGCAUUUGAUUUUUUAAGUGUAUUCGAAAAGCUUUUCUUGGCAGCAAAUGGCCCCUUAUCUCC
Messenger RNA from Nymphaea colorata (pocket water lily), 1044 nucleotides. RefSeq names its product 2-phytyl-1,4-beta-naphthoquinone methyltransferase, chloroplastic. The transcript is spliced from 8 exons. The record is from RefSeq and is a predicted model, not a curated record. The coding region runs from base 36 to 824 and encodes 262 amino acids. Lineage: Eukaryota; Viridiplantae; Streptophyta; Magnoliopsida; Nymphaeales; Nymphaeaceae. Gene Ontology annotation, biological process: phylloquinone biosynthetic process. Gene Ontology annotation, molecular function: 2-phytyl-1,4-naphthoquinone methyltransferase activity.